Messenger RNA from Blastomyces dermatitidis ER-3, 6562 nucleotides. Its product is annotated as nitrate reductase [NADPH]. Gene Ontology annotation, cellular component: endoplasmic reticulum. Lineage: Eukaryota; Fungi; Ascomycota; Eurotiomycetes; Onygenales; Ajellomycetaceae. Gene Ontology annotation, biological process: nitric oxide biosynthetic process; nitrate assimilation. The record is from RefSeq and is a predicted model, not a curated record. Bases 843 to 3473 code for a protein of 876 amino acids. The transcript has 7 exons. Gene Ontology annotation, molecular function: heme binding; nitrate reductase (NADPH) activity; molybdenum ion binding.
CAACCUCGUACAACUAACCAUCCCAAUGUUUCUUCGAAAUCGUCAACUGCUACUGUCAUUUAUGAGUCCAUCAAAAGUGCCACUUUUGUUGUGCAAUGAGUGUUGAGUGGUGAAUGUACACCAUUUUCAUUGCGAGAGCCGGAUUCCUAAAUGCUGCUUCGGAUUACGCGCUGGAAUUGUCUGAUUAUAUACGAUCUGCAACAGACGCAUUGCGGACUCACAAUCAUAACACGUUUAGUACGGGUGCAUUCAUGGCUGCAGAAGAAGUGAUGACUGCAAGAUGGCUGUGAGCUUGGCCGCGAAUCCUACAUAACCUGCUGAACCAGUCCGACUUUUCCAUAAUCCAUCAACCUGGGUCACAGCCCCAAACUGGGUUCUUUUUUGCUGUACCCCCAAGGGCUGCAAUUACACUUGUCCGCCUCUCGAUUGCGAAGGAUUCUUCGGAAAUAGUUUCCACUAGCCACCCCUGGCCUGGCCUGGCUCUCUGCGUUGUGCGCUGUUUCAGCCGUAUAUAGCUCUUUCAUUCUAUGAUGACCCACCCGAUAUGCGUGGAAUGUUGUGGAUUGAGGUGUUGUCGAGGACAUCAGUUCCGGAUGUGCGGUGAAGGACAGUCUCAGCUUGUGAUUUUUGAGACUGUUUAAUCUGCUCCGGAGAUGGAGAUGCAUUGAAUCACCAGUGCAUGGUGUAAUAACAGAAUCUUCUGUGUAAAACACAAUAUUGAUUUACGAAACUCCCUUAUCAGCUUUGCUACGGGAUAUGUCCCUUUUAUAAAGCUCAUGCUCAUACCAUCGGCUUGAGUGUUAUUUUUAAUCUUCAACAAUCUUCAUGAAUCCAAUAUCAACAUGGAAUCGAUUAUCCAAUUGGAGAGUUCUCCAAUUAAUUUCACGCAGAAGAAAAAUCUUGUUCCUCUCAUAUCGCAACAACCCGGGCACGUUGAAAAGGGCGUGCCGAGAACGCAUUAUAUUCCCCUCCCACCGCCGUCGAAAGAACCAACUCAGGUCCUUGAUAUAGAUAAGGAGACUCCCGACAAACACGUCCCUAGAGAUCCACGCCUUAUUAGGCUUACUGGUGUUCACCCCUUUAAUGUUGAACCACCGUUAACUACCCUAUAUGAGGAAGGGUUUCUUACUUCUCCAGAACUCUUUUACGUGAGAAAUCAUGGAUAUGUUCCUGAGGUUCAUCAGGAGGACAUUCCCGAUUGGAAACUCAGCAUCGAAGGCCUAGUAGAAAGCCCAAUAGUAUUGAAUUUCACUCAAAUUUUGACCGAAUUUGAACAAAUCACGGCACCCAUUACUCUGGUAUGUGCCGGAAACAGACGCAAGGAACAGAACCAGGUGAGAAAAUCAAAAGGCUUUUCGUGGGGGGCUGCUGGAGUAUCGACAGCCCUGUUUACAGGCCCAUUGAUGUCUUCCAUCUUACUAAAGGCGAAGCUGCUUCAAAGUGCAAGAUAUGUGUGUAUGGAGGGAGUAGAUAAACUGCCCAACGGAUUCUACGGUACAUCUGUCAAAUUAAAUUGGGUGAUGGACCCUAACAAGCGAAUAAUGCUGGCACAUAAAAUGAACGGCGAGCCACUUCGGCCAGACCAUGGUCGGCCACUCCGAGCUAUUGUUCCAGGUCAAAUUGGUGGACGGAGUGUUAAAUGGUUGACGAAGCUAAUCAUAUCCGAUAUCCCAAGUGACAAUUGGUAUCAUCUAUACGAUAAUCGAGUUUUGCCUACCAUGAUAUCUCCGGAAAUAUCCACGAACGAGCCAAAAUGGUGGCACGAUGAGCGGUACGCAAUAUAUGAUCUUAACGUCAACUCCGCUGUCGUGUAUCCUGAACACGACGAGACAAUUGUAGUAUCCAGCUCUUCCAUGUAUAACGUCAAGGGCUACGCCUAUGGUGGAGGUGGCCGCAGGAUUACAAGAGUCGAAAUAUCCCUAGAUAAGGGGAAGACUUGGAGGCUGGCAAAUAUAGAAUACCCCGAGGACAAGUAUCGUGAAGUUGACCAGUACUUGUACGGCGGCAAAAUCGACAUGUCAUGGCAGGAAACCUGCUUUUGUUGGUGUUUUUGGGCCCUAACUAUAUCGACAACCGAACUGAAAAAUAGUGACGCGAUUCUGGUACGUGCAAUGGAUGAGGCAUUGAAUAUCCAGCCUCGCGAUAUGUACUGGUCUGUUCUUGGUAUGAUGAAUAACCCUUGGUUCCGUGUUACUAUCACCAAAACGGAUGGCUACUUGAGGUUUGAGCACCCGACUCAACCCGCUCUGAUUCCUGGUGGCUGGAUGGAGCGCGUCAAGAAAAAUGGCGGGGAUUUGGCGAAUGGAAAUUGGGGAGCUGUAUUAGAAGGCAGUGAAAACAUAGCAGCGAUGGAAGCCCCUAAAAUCAACCUGAAGAAGCCUGACCUGGACAUUACUAUAAGUUUAGAGAGGUUUAAAAGUCAUAAAACUGGGCCUGAGCCAUGGUUUGCACUUGAGGGCGAGGUUUAUGAUGGUACCGCCUUCUUGAACGAACAUCCAGGAGGGGCACAGAGCAUUCUGUCUGCCGCUGGUCUUGAUGUGACGGGGGAGUUCAUGGCUAUUCAUAGCGAAACCGCGAAGGGGAUGAUGAGGGAUUAUCACAUCGGAAGCCUCGACAUAUCAUCUCAAGAGGCCCUACAGAAUGAUAUCGACGUCGAGUCGUUGUCACCCUCUCGUGAAGUAUUUCUGGAUUCGAAACUCUGGGCACCGUCAUCCCUAAGCAGCAAAACAGUGAUAUCACCAGACUCCCGCCUCUUUACCUUUAAGCUCACUCACGAUUCCCAAUGCCUCGGUCUUCCCGUCGGAAAGCAUGUCAUGCUCAAAAUUAGCGACCCAUCCACCGACGAGACCAUAAUCAGAGCCUACACCCCCGUCUCCAAACAAACUGCUGUAGGCACCAUAGACAUCCUAAUAAAAUUGUAUGCUCCCACUCCUGAUUACCCAAACGGUGGUAAAAUGACCAUGGCAAUGGACAAACUCCCACUAGGAGCCAUGGUAAAGUUCAAAGGGCCCGUCGGGAAAUUUGAGUACCUAGGGAAAGGUGCGGUGCUCCUAAACGGGGAAAAGCGUUAUGUACAAUCGUUCCAUAUGAUUUGCGCUGGAAGCGGUAUCACCCCUAUCUUCCAAGUACUCCGCACUGUGAUGGAGGACACAGAGGACCACACCUCAUGUGUGGUCGUGGAUGGCAAUCGGACUGAAGCUGAUAUACUCUGCCACGCUGAGCUGGAUGAAUUUGUGGCACAGGAUUCGAAUGGCAGGUGUCGCAUAGUGCAUACUCUGACCCAGCCGUCGGCAACCUGGACAGGGCGCAAAGGUCGGAUUUCGGAAGAUUUGCUCUUGGAGUAUGUUCCCGUUGGUAGGAAGAGGGGUGUUAAAAGCCUAGUGCUUGUUUGCGGGCCUGAAGCGUUGGAAGUUGCCGUCAAAAACGUACUGUUACGUAUGGGCUGGGAUAAGGAUGAUUUGGUCUUUUUCUGAGGCGACAUAUGGGAGUGACUUUCAUAGAUUUCAUGCGGGGUGAAGGGGAAUAUAUGGCUGUAUCGAUUUACCGUUUAUAUAUUCAGCUUCCAUUUUCGGGCACUUCAAGCACAAAAUGCAGCUUCGCUGCUAUGGGGGGAGGGUGACUUUGCAACACACGUGCUCUCUUCAUAAAUCGAAUCUCAAUCACAUGUUCUUCGCUAAAAUUUCAAUUGAAGACAAAAAGAGCGUCCUGCACUCAAUAAUAAAAGCUCAAACGCACAAAUAGGCUAGCGAAAACGGGGAAUAGAUAUCCAAAGCCACAACAUUGAAGAGAGGCACCUAAUAUGGACAGCAUGUGCAAUUCUAUACACUUUCCAAUCAGGAAAAUGGCAAAUAUUUCUCUAUCCUUUAGUCCCACCACUCCUCACCUUUCUAAAGCAUGCAAACUCCCCGCGAGUCGCUUCCCGCAACCGCUUCAAAACCCCUCGCAUCUCCCCCAGCUCAGCCUGUAACCUAGCCCUGGCCUCGUUAUUUGUUCGACGAUCAAGUUCCAAGUAUAUCUGGCUCUGUAUUUUUGACGCCUCCUCUGUCGCGUACUGUGAGAGUGUUUGUGCAAUGAACUCCGUAUCCAGGGUUGCUUGCAUGAGAGCCGGGAGCGAAUACUUAGGACGCUGAAUGAAGGCGUUCAAAAGCGAUGAGGAAAUCUGUGUUAGGAGGUGGGAGAGUAUUGCGUUUGUGAGGGACGAUGCGGGUGUGCUUGGUGGACUUUGAGUUGGUGUUGGGAGAGUUGUGGUCACUUCUGUAUGCACCAGGACGAGGUUUAACAUUGUUGUAUAUACAUAAGGGCGAACUUGAUCGGGUCGACUCGUUAGGGGAACCCAAUCCGGAGCUGCGAUCCCAUCGAGGAUAGUCGAAUUUAACGUUGCGGUCAUCGGCCGGGUGUACGAUUGGAAUAGGCGGGCGUCAAUUUGACCAAGGACAUCGCGGAUUGUUUUAGACUCCUCGGUUAAUUUAACGGAGAAUGCAGUUUCGAAAUUGGACACCAAUUGAGGGACGUAGUCAGCGCGGAGAGCUUUGAGGUUGGAGAGCGUGAGGAGCAUGCGAACGUUCUGAGAAAAGAGCAGUGAGUAAGAAAAUCAAAUAUGGCUGUUGUUUGGAGUACAAAGGACUCACCCUAUUUUUGGAAUCAAUGCCGCCUGAAGGGGGGAUCGAUGACGAGAUAUCCAAUCCACCAAUGCGAACGACGGGACCGACAAGAAUCCAUUCAUUUUCUCCUUCAGUCGUAACUAGAUGCUCCGCAUUUUCAACAAGCCCGCUUAAUGCCUUAUACACGCUAGUUACAAACUGGGACCGGACCAUCUGAAGGAGUUUCGCAGGUGGGGGGGUGACAACAUCGACGACCCCAGGUUUCGUCAUGGCCUCAGAUAUAUACAAUAUCUUUUGCAUUCCGGAAAGAACUGCGCUUUCGAAUGCUACGAAAAGUCCGGGCAUCUUAGUCAUGUCCUUACGUUCAAAGUCUCUAGUCCAAUCCUCCAGAUAUUUCACGCUCUCGGCAUCUUUAUUCCAAGCUGCGCAUAUAGCACGGACCGAUCGUUCUCGUGUGCCGCUGACAAGAAGCUUUAGUUUAUCGUAGGUACUACUACUGCUUGAUAUUGGGCUCAUUGCAGCUAUCUGGCUAGCAGCUGUUCCGAUUAAGAUUAAGAAUUGGCUGAGAUAGUGGACACCACUAAGAGAGUUCGCAUAUGGAGGCCAGAAGGCGAAAUCCUCCCAUGCUUCUCCUCUUCUAGGCGAAGGUGGGGGAAUGUCCUUAGGAUCUAUCCUGAAACGAGAGUCGGUGGGGGUUAAGCCAGUUAGGGGGGUGUUGGGAGUUGUCGGGAGAGGUGAAAGUAGCAGAGACACGUCCUCGAUAGGCGGAUCGGCAAAUAUCGAUACAGCGUUUUCGCGGAUGAGAUUUACAAGUUCAACCACACCAUCUUUCAGAUCACUUACUCCUCCCGAAGACAGUCGAUGGUGUUUUCGGCUUUCACCCUCGAAUCCUGCUGGAAGGAGCUUUUGUUUACUGCCAUCGAUGAAAGAUUGUGUAGUGUCCCAAAACUCGAUGACCUCUCCAAGGAUGCCGCCGUCAACUGAUAGUAGCUUUUUCAGAUAUGUGUGCACACAUUCCCAUAGUUCGAUAACGGGCUCAGUAUCGAGGGUGUCUGUGCCAUUUGUUACGCUAUCACGGUUAGAGAUGUGAAUAUACGGCGCAACGGCUUGUGGCGUCGGUUUCUCCCUGUUGGCUAGACGUCGCCGAAGAAUUUCAAUUUCGACUUUCGACCGCUCACAGAACGCAAUAAUCUUGGUUUUCAAAUAAUCAUAACGUCCGAGGAGCCAGACCCAGACCGGGUUAUCGUCAACGCCGAGUUCAAGUAGUGUUGCAAUUAGUUCCAUGUGCUCUUCGAUGGGGCCAUCGACGCUCAUCGUAGGGAUAUUUGCCUGAACAGUGCUCAAACGUCGCCACAAGUCCCGCUUGAAAAUUUGUAUUUGCUUUUCAACGUCCAUCCACAUUCUUCCCGUAGCAAGGAUUAGGUGAACUUGUUCGUCGGUUAAAGGGCGCUGCGUUGUUGCAGCCCGGUCAGCAAUGAGCUUUGCAUCUAUCGCAUAUCUUCUGGCACGUGUAUAUUGGUCAACAACUGCUUCGCAAUCGCGCUGUUUGAUCGAUCGCGCGAGAUUAUAUCCGAUAUCAUAUAUCUCUCGGUGUUUUGCCAUAGCUUCAAUAACGGCUUUCAAACCCUCUUCUCGCUGUCGACCCCCAAGUGCUGCGCCCCACACCUCUUCCGCUUUCCCGGAAGCUUCCACUAAAGGCACGCGUAUGCCCUUAACACCAUAUUCACUUUCUUUCGUAAGGGAGUUUUUCUGUGGAACUGGGCGUUCAGAGCUUCCGGGAGCGGCUGUGGCUCCCGUGCUGUAUCUUUUGAUGUGAGAAAGUCUUCCUUGAGGCAGGGCAUCUGGUUGCGUGCCUUGGUUUCGCAUUUCCGUAUAUACGUUGUCGAUGGUUGCCUUUGCUCGGACGAAGCGCUCAAAAUUCGAUUCAACUAAAACCUUCAAAGAUGCAGAUUUCUUGUCGA